Sesamum indicum (sesame) is the source of this 3502-nucleotide messenger RNA. RefSeq names its product kinase family with leucine-rich repeat domain-containing protein. The record is from RefSeq and is a predicted model, not a curated record. Gene Ontology annotation, biological process: protein phosphorylation. Gene Ontology annotation, molecular function: protein kinase activity; ATP binding; protein binding. Lineage: Eukaryota; Viridiplantae; Streptophyta; Magnoliopsida; Lamiales; Pedaliaceae.
AUCCCAUUACUCCAAACGCCAAAGUUGACCAAGAAACCGUUCAAACCACUUUCUUCUUAUCUCCCUCCAAAAUCACCACCGCCGCCGCCGCCGUCGCCGUCGCCGUCGCCGCCCACAAAUGAGUGAACCGCACCUCUCCUAUGCUGGAAACCAGUUAGCCCUCUUAAUCCUGCUCCUCUCCUCCGUACCCUUUUUGGUAAAUUCGCAAUUCUCCCCCGCCGAAAGAGCCACAUUGUUAAGCCUCAAACAAGAAUGGGGUAACCCCCCCGUUCUUGAUUCCUGGAACGCCACGUCGUCGCCCUGCCACUGGCCGGAAAUUCAGUGCUCUGCCGACGGCUUUGUCACUGGAAUACUCCUCAAGAACUACAACCUUAAUGGAAGCAUCCCAGAUUCCAUUUCGACCCUCGAGAAUUUAACAGUUCUUGAUCUUGCCUUCAAUUUGUUCGCCGGAAAUUUCCCUAUCGCCGUUUUGAACUGCUCAAAACUUCAGUACUUAGACCUCUCGCAAAACUUGUUUGUGGGGAAUAUUCCGGCGGGGAUUGACCGGCUGAAAUCACUUCAAUACCUUGACCUCGGUGCGAACAACUUCACCGGCGAUGUUCCUCCGGCGAUCGGGAACUUGACUCAGCUUCGGACUCUAUAUCUCUACAUGAAUUUGUUCAACGGGAGUUACCCCAUGGAGAUUUCGAAUUUGGUGAAUCUUGAAAUUCUGGGGUUGGCGUACAAUGACUUCUCACCGGCGGUUUAACCGCCGGAGUUCGGAAAGUUGAGAAGCAUCAAGUUCAUUUGGAUGACGGAGGCGAAUUUGGUGGGUGAAAUACCUCAGAAUUUAACGAAUUUGUUGAGUCUUGAGCAUUUGGAUUUAUCUAGCAAUGAUAUGGAAGGUGAAAUUCCCGGUGGGUUGUUCUUGUUGAAGAAUUUGAGUAGGGUUUAUCUGUACAAGAACCGAUUUUCGGGUUCGAUUCCUCAGGUGAUAGAGUCGCUAAAUAUGGUUGAAAUUGAUCUUGCUAUGAAUAGCUUGACUGGUAGAAUUCCAGAAGAUAUCGGAAAGUUGGAAAAAUUGGAGCUGCUGAAUCUGUUUGCAAACAAGUUGUAUGGAGAAGUCCCACCAAGCAUAGGCCUAAUCCCAAGCUUAAAGAAUUUUCGGGUUUUCAAGAAUAGUCUGAAUGGAACAUUGCCACCUGAAAUGGGCAAUCACUCAAAGCUUGAAGCCUUUGAAGUUUCCGAUAAUCAUUUCACCGGAAACUUGCCGGAUAAUCUGUGUUCUGGAGGGACUCUGUUUGGUGUGGUUGCUUUCAACAACAAUUUAACUGGAGAGAUUCCAAAAUCACUUGGAAAUUGUCAGUCGUUACGAACGGUGCAGCUCUAUGGCAAUAACUUAUCUGGUGAGAUACCAUUAGGCCUGUGGUCUGCAUUAAACAUGACUAGUUUGAUGCUGAGUGAUAACUCAUUUUCGGGCGAGCUUCCUAGUCGGGUAGCAUGGAAUUUGACUCGCUUGGAGAUCAACAACAACAAGUUUUCAGGUAGUAUUCCUUCGGAGGUAUCGUCUUGGGCUAGUUUGGUUGUGUUUGAGGCAAGUAAUAACAUAUUUUCAGGGCCAAUCCCACAAAGAUUGACCGGCCUUCAUCAGCUUAUCACUCUGAUACUUGAUGGAAAUUCUCUUUCUGGUGAGCUUCCAUCUGAGAUAAUCUCAUGGAAAUCUCUAACUACUUUGAAUCUUGCUAGGAAUAAGUUAUCAGGUCCAAUCCCACCGGCGUUGGGUUCCCUGCCGGACCUUCUUGAUUUGGAUUUAUCACAGAAUCAGCUUUCAGGUGAAAUCCCACCUCAGUUGGGUAAGCUGAAGCUCACUUCUCUUAACCUUUCAUCAAAUCAACUCACAGGAAGAAUCCCAGCUGAGUUUGAUAACAUGGCUUAUGGAAGCAGUUUCUUGCACAAUAGUCUUUGUGCCACCACAAUCCCCAAUCUAACCAAUUGUUAUGCCAAAUACCGUCACACCAAGAAACUAUCACCAAGAAUUCUUGCUGUGGUUCUAGUCCUGGCGGUGAUUCUUUUCCUAAUCGCCGUUUUGAUGACAUGGUUCUUGAUUAGAGACUACAGAAGAAAGAAGCUUUCUCGGGAUCUAGCAACAUGGAAACUGACCUCAUUCCAGAGGUUGGAUUUCACCGAGGUUAAUAUCCUGUCUAGUUUGGCAGAAAGUAACAUGAUUGGCAGUGGUGGCUCGGGGAAGGUGUAUAAAAUUGCUGUGGAUCGUGCAGGCCAAUAUGUUGCCGUUAAGAGGAUCUGGAAUGACAAGAAAGUGGAUCGUUUGUUGGAGAAAGAAUUUCUGGCUGAGAUUCAAAUCCUUGGUUCUGUUCGCCAUGCCAAUAUAGUGAAGCUAUUGUGUUGCAUUUCGAGUGACGACUCUAAGCUCCUUGUCUAUGAGUACAUGGAGAAUCAAAGUCUUGAUAGAUGGCUACAUGGGAAGAAAAGAAAAGCUUUAUCGCUCAAUAGUUCUGUUCGCGACAUUGUCUUGGACUGGCCGACUAGAUUAAGAAUUGCUGUUGGAGCUGCACAAGGGCUUUGUUACAUGCACCACGACUGCACCCCACCAAUUAUCCAUCGAGAUGUGAAAUCCAGCAACAUCCUUUUGGAUUCUGAUUUCGAGCCCAAAAUUGCUGAUUUUGGCUUAGCCAAGAUUUUGAUCAAGAAAAACGAGCCUAACACGAUGUCUGCUGUUGCCGGUUCCUUUGGCUAUAUCGCCCCUGAGUAUGCUUACACGACGAAAGUGAAUGAGAAGAUUGAUGUUUAUAGCUUCGGGGUUGUGCUGCUGGAAUUGGUGACCGGACGAGAACCCAACUGCGGGGACGAGCAUACGAGCCUUGCGGAGUGGGCGUGGAAGCAUUACGGUGGAGAAAAGCCUAUUGCAGACGUUCUAGAUGAGGAGAUGAAAGAAGCAUGUUAUUUGGAAGAAAUGGUAAAUGUUUUCAAGCUGGGGCUCAUGUGCACCAGCCCAUUGCCUACGAGUCGGCCGUCCAUGAGGGAGGUUUCGCAGAUUCUUCAACGGUGCAGAUCUCUUGAUGGGUACGAGGGGAAGAAGAUGGGGAAGGAGUAUGAUGUCGCCCCCCUUCUUGGCGAUGAUAAGUAUAUUUCAAGUUACCGGUGUAAUUCUAAGAAGCUGUUGGAUAUAAGUGGUAACAGUUUGGUUAGCCUUGUGUAACAUUAGGAGUGCCAAAUGGGUUGGUCCUACAAAAUCCCUAACAUGGGUCCCUUACUCGAUGAAUGGUCGUGAUAUCUCGAGAGCAGCGAGAGUUUGGGAUCGUGGACGAAGUAUUUUAGUGGGAGAUGUAAUGUUAUCUCUAAUUUUUGUGUACUUCUUGAUGUAAUAAUGUUUGGUUUGAGUAGUUAAAAGUAGCUGCAGGAAAUGACAUAUAUAAUGUAGUGAGUGUAGGAAAUAGUGUACAAGUAAAUGCAGUUAUGUAAAGAAGGGCUUUGUUUUGAUCUACUUUACAUAUAUUUCUAUGCC